UUUUUUCUCUACUAGCAGGCAACUGGGUCAGUUGGCUGGGAGGAAAGGGUCAGGGAUGUUUGAGUUGGACACUGGAAUCUCAGGUUGUUCCCUGGCCGGGGGGCACACUAGCCAACAGGCUUUUCCUGACCAGUCAGGCUCAGCCAUCUGAGACAGGGACAGAAUCACAUCUGAGAGGGAGGUCUACGUGCUGAAAACAGUUCAACUACUCUAAUCUCUGCAGCGAGUGUCCAACUGUGCAGUGUUCCCUCUUGGAUGACAAUGGCUCUACAAGGCACUGCAGGCCUCUUCCACCAGGCCUUCAGCUCUCUUCUGAAUUCUGGUGGGCCAGUGGGGCCCUGAGCUGCUGCAAAGUAGGGGCAGAGAGUGAGGUUAUGGCAUGAUCCCAGCCAAGGUCUCUGAGGAAAAGUCUGUGAAAACCGAGUUCCAGAGGACAGGGAAGGGCCUUUGGUGAUCCUGGGAUGGUUAUUUUCAAACUCUGUCUUGUGAUGGGUCUCAGAGAACACAACCUGGCCUGCAGUCUCCAUUCGCUUCUCCGCUGGCGGUCUAUGUGUCUCUUUCUUUCCUCCUGGGCUCGUGGCAAACCCCUAUUGCAUUGCUUGAGUUCUGACAGAAAGACCUGCCCUCGCUGCCCCGUGCCUAACUAAGCCUUGGGCUUUCCAAAGCUGACCGGUGUCCCCAGGACUCGCGUAGCUCCGCCCUGCACUGGGAUAGCUCCGGAGCCCUAAAUCCAGGAGGUUAAUGGAAGGGCGAGCUUUGGCCCCUCCCAUUUGGAGGGCGUGGAUCAGAGGCCCCGCCCCAGAUCCCGCCCAUUUCACCUGACUCUAAGGACGCUGCCGUGUUAGUUGCCCGGCACUGAGCGAGCGGCUGCUACGGUCCACGCUUCUUACUCAGCUCCAACUUGAUCCCACCGCAGUCAUGCCUCGGGGAAGCCGCAGUGCGGCUGCCAGGCCGGUCAGCCGCCCAGCCCCGCCUCCUGCGCACCCACCACCCUCAGCGGCCGCCCCGGCACCUGCCGCUCCCGGCCAGCCGGGUCUUAUGGCUCAGAUGGCAUCCACCGCCGCAGGCGUAGCCGUGGGCUCAGCUGUAGGGCAUGUCAUGGGUAGCGCCCUGACCAGUGCCUUCAGUGGGGGAAAUUCAGAGCCUGCCCAGCCUGCCGUCCAGCAGGCCCCUGCCCGGCCUGCCUCUCACCCCCUGCAGAUGGGGCCCUGCUCCUAUGAGAUCAAGCAGUUCCUGGACUGCUCCACCACUCAGAGCGACCUAACCCUGUGUGAGGGCUUCAGCGAGGCCCUCAAACAGUGCAAAUACAAUCACGGUCUGAGCUCCCUGCCCUGAAGAGGCUGUGGGCCUGCUCAUCGCCUAACCCCUCACCGACAGCUUGAUGGAAAGGAGAGGUUCCAUGUGACUGGGAGUAAGGAAGGAUCGUUCUCACCCCGCAGACUAACAGGAGACAUAAUUAUUCAAUUAAAAAGUUUACUUUAGACCACAGCC
Messenger RNA from Mus musculus (house mouse), 1491 nucleotides. RefSeq names its product coiled-coil-helix-coiled-coil-helix domain containing 10 (gene Chchd10). The record is from RefSeq and is marked validated. Bases 919 to 1335 code for a protein of 138 amino acids. The transcript is spliced from 5 exons. Gene Ontology annotation, biological process: mitochondrion organization. Gene Ontology annotation, cellular component: mitochondrion. NCBI's taxonomy places the organism in Eukaryota, Metazoa, Chordata, Mammalia, Rodentia, Muridae.